Molecule: messenger RNA, 1503 nt
Organism: Branchiostoma floridae (Florida lancelet)
Lineage: Eukaryota; Metazoa; Chordata; Leptocardii; Amphioxiformes; Branchiostomatidae
Product: titin-like
Exons: 5
Coding region: 181-1458 (425 amino acids)
Source: RefSeq, a predicted model, not a curated record
UAUACAGUAUACAGAUAGACGUAACCUGGCCAUACUUUGCUAAAGGCGAACAUCGUUUGUAAGAAGAAUUCAUACAAUCCUAACCCUAAAUUUUUGCUCUUAGAACUAGUCGACUUCAGUCCUGUCCUGGAAGACCAGUAUGCACUCGAGCAUGACGCGCAGGCGCAGUUCUUCUGCAAAAUGACGCAGCCCGACGCGAAAGCGACCUGGUACAAGGGCGAGGAGAAAAUAAGGCCGUCAGAAAAGUACCACAUUCUCGUGGACGGCUAUGAGCACACUCUUAUCAUCAAAGACAUCCGGCUGGAAGACGAGACGUCCUACUCUUGCGAGUCCAAACAUCGAAAAACUAAUGCGAAGCUGUUCGUCGAAGCUUUACUCGAGUUCUGUCCCGGCCUGGAAGACCAGUAUGCCAUAGAGUAUGACGCGCAGGCGCAGUUCUCCUGCAAAAUGACGCAACCCGAUGCCGAGGUGACCUGGUACAGGGGCGAUGACAAGAUAGAAAACUCCGACAAAUAUGAGAUCCUUCUAGAUGGCCAUGACCAUUAUCUUAUCAUCAAAGAUAUCCGGAUGGAAGACCACACGUCCUACUCGUGCGAGUCCAAACAUCGUAAAACUACAGCUAACCUGUUCGUCGAAGAACUAGUCGACUUCUGUCCAGGCCUGGAGGACCAGUAUGCGAUCGAAUAUGACGCGCAGGCGCAAUUCUCUUGCAAAAUGACGAAGCCCAAUGCCGAAGCGACCUGGUAUAAGGGCGAUCAGAAGUUAGAGAACUCCGACAAAUACGAAAUCACCGUGGACGGGCAAGACCACUCUCUUAUCAUCAAGGAUAUUCGGAUGGAUGACGACACAGUGUAUUCAUGCGAGUCCAAACAUCGCAAAACUUCAGCUUUGCUGUUCGUGGAAGCGCUAGUCGACUUCUGUCCCGGACUGGAAGACCAGUAUGCAAUCGAGUAUGACGAUCAGGCGCAGUUCACCUGCAAAAUGACGCAACCCGAUGCCGAGGCGACCUGGUACAGGGAUGAAGAGAAGAUAGAAAACUCCGAAAAAUACGAAAUCGUCGUGGACGGCUAUGACCACGCUCUUGUCGUCAAGGAUAUCCGCAUGGAAGACGAGACGUCCUACUCUUGCGCGUCCAAACAUCGCAAAACUACAGCGAAGAUGUUCGUGGAAGCGCUUGUCGACAUCUGCCCAGGCCUAGAAGACCAGUAUGCCAUUGAAAAAGACGCGCAGGCGCAGUUCUCCUGCAAAAUGACGCAGCCCGAUGCGAAGGCGACCUGGUACAGGGAAGAAGAGAAGAUAGAAAACUCCGAAAAAUACGAAAUCAUCGUGGACGGAUUUGACCACUCUCUUACCAUUAAAGAUAUCCAGCUUAAGGAUGAAACAUCGUACACUUGCGCGUCCAAACAUCGCGAGAGUACAGCAAAGCUGUUCGUCGAAGGUACCGAUAGAGGGCAAUAAUUUUCGCUUGCAAAUUCUUAGGCUUAUUUGUAAAUUUAAAGACGA